Messenger RNA from Pungitius pungitius (ninespine stickleback), 1216 nucleotides. RefSeq names its product B-cell receptor CD22-like. NCBI's taxonomy places the organism in Eukaryota, Metazoa, Chordata, Actinopteri, Perciformes, Gasterosteidae. The record is from RefSeq and is a predicted model, not a curated record. The transcript has 8 exons. Bases 13 to 987 code for a protein of 324 amino acids.
UGUUCUUUAAAAAUGGACCAAGUGGAGCCCAAUGAUGCCGGACAAUUUUUCUUCAGAUUCACAACAAACUCCACAGACGGCAAAUGGACCGGCAAACACGGUCCAACAUUGAAGGUUGUUGAUUCGAAGAUUAUCGUGAAACAGCCCGAAGGAAUCAGAGCAACAAAGGAAGGCGACUCAGUGAAUCUAACCUGCAUGAACGCCUUUGAUGACCGUAGACCUUCCUGUGCUUUCACCUGGUUUAAGAAUGGAGAACCCAUAAACCAAGGACCUGUACUUUAUUUGAGCAACUUGUCCUCUAAAAACUCUGGAAACUACGCUUGCUCUCUGAAAGGACACCCACAAAAGACCUCCGGAGUCGUAAAUAUCAAUGUUGAACAUGGCCCCAAGAACACAUCAGUGUCUGUAAGAGCAUCCAUGGAGGGAGACUUCAGCCGCAACGUCACCCUGAUCUGCAGCAGCCACGCAAACCCUCCAGUGGAGGAUUACACUUGGUUUAAAGUAGAUGAUGAAGACGAUGACAUCAUGGAUGUUGGACCCCGGCCCGAGUUCCUCCCCGCUGAUGGUGGCCAGUAUUUCUGCGGUGCCACCAACAAACACGGAAGCCAAAACUCCUCCGUUGUGACAGUAAAGAUUGGAACAUAUUGGGCAACAUUCACCAGAGAUGUGAUCAUCUUUGCUGCUGUUGCUGUGCUUCUGACAGUGAUCACUGUGGUGGCCCUUAGCAGCCUCUACAAAAAAAGGAUUUGGAUACCGAAGCCGGACAGCGAGGACGACAUACAGAAUACAGACUACGUCAACUGGCUCCCACAUGCCAACCACCACCCACAGGAGGGACCUCCGUGUGAGGGAGGAACAGAGGACGUUACCUAUUCAACCGUCUACUUCAAAAAGAAAACAAAGUCAAACAUGGAGCUGCCGAUGGACUCCCGUUCCCGAGAUGAUGAAGGUGUGAUUUACAUCUGUGUCUCAGAGAACAGCCGCUGAGUUCUUUGUAGAAAGUCGAAAGCAAACACAUGGCACUUCGCAUCAACAAGUGUGGUAUUUUAAAGGUACUUAAAAAAUAUGUAAGAAACAAAGAAACGUAACAUCUAACAAUGCCAUAGUUAUACCUUUAACUCAAAAGAAAAGACACUAAAAAGUGACCCAUUUGAUCCAAAAGAGACGUUUCCAUGAAGAUUGAAAUGAACAGAACGAAAUAUCAAAUAAAAAAAGU